CUAGCCAGCACAGUAUCAUUGGCUCAUUGUUACACUAUCCAGUACGCAAUCUGCAUACAGCACUAUCUGCAGAGACAGAUUUGCGAUGAAGAAAAAGAAAAUAAAUUAUGAUUUAAAAAGUAUCAUUCCCAUUCUCUUUCUCUUCCGGUUCAAUCCAAUUUUCAGUUUUUACAUUACUGAACUCUAUCGAAAACAGUUAUGGUAAAACUCAGACAUUCUCGUGUGGGACUUCCUAAACCAUUGCUAUCAACUUCAGGGAGAUUGAUCAUCCUCACCUUGUUUGUGACCUUCACAAUCCUCAUUCUCAUUCUCUUAGCAUUCAACUACCGCAGCUCCAUCUCUCGCAAUGCACUCAGAAGUAAAGAUGGUGCCGGAGAGCGUUGGGUUGAAACCAUAUCGUGGGAACCUAGAGCGUUUUUGUAUCAUCAUUUUCUGACAAAGGAGGAAUGUGAACAUCUAAUCAAUAUAGCAAAGCCAAGUAUGCAUAAGUCAGUUGUUGUUGAUGCUAAAACAGGAAAGAGUGUGCUCAGCAGUAUACGAACAAGCUCCGGAACUUUUCUCAAGAGAGGAGCUGAUAAAAUUGUAAGGAAUAUUGAGAAAAGAAUAGCUGAUUUUACUUUUAUACCUGUAGAGCACGGUGAAGGCCUGCAAAUUCUCCACUAUGAAGUUGGACAAAAGUAUGUACCUCAUUUGGAUUACUUUAAAGAUGAGUAUAAUACUCGUAAUGGGGGAAACCGUAUAGCAACAAUGCUGAUGUACCUCUCAGAUGUUGAAGAAGGAGGUGAGACGGUGUUCCCAUAUGCCAAGGGAAAUUUUAGCUCAGUGCCUUGGUGGAAUGAACUUUCUGAUUGUGGAAAAAAAGGAAUUUCUAUUAAGCCAAAGAUGGGUGAUGCUAUAUUUUUCUGGAGCAUGAAGCCUAAUGCAACUUUAGAUAUAUCAAGUUUACACGGAGCAUGUCCUGUGAUCAAGGGUGAUAAGUGGUCAUGUGUCAAAUGGAUGCGGGCUAAUCAAUACAAAACCUAAAUAUAUAUAGUAUUACUUUUAUGGUUACACAACAGUUGUCAAUGUUUUACAUUAUUGCUAACCCGAGUCUGAUAUGAAUCAGCUGACAGAAUAUUUACAUGCAGUUGUAUAUAAAAAGUCAUAAAAAUUGAAAUAUCUUCUCAAAUUUAUGCUUUUAUUUUCACUAUCAUGUUUAUUAAAUUCUAUUGUUUAUUAA
Vicia villosa (hairy vetch) is the source of this 1219-nucleotide messenger RNA. Its product is annotated as probable prolyl 4-hydroxylase 10. Gene Ontology annotation, biological process: peptidyl-proline hydroxylation to 4-hydroxy-L-proline. Gene Ontology annotation, cellular component: endoplasmic reticulum. Lineage: Eukaryota; Viridiplantae; Streptophyta; Magnoliopsida; Fabales; Fabaceae. The record is from RefSeq and is a predicted model, not a curated record. The coding region runs from base 199 to 1023 and encodes 274 amino acids. The transcript has 7 exons. Gene Ontology annotation, molecular function: iron ion binding; procollagen-proline 4-dioxygenase activity; L-ascorbic acid binding.